Octopus sinensis (East Asian common octopus) is the source of this 1023-nucleotide messenger RNA. Its product is annotated as GATA zinc finger domain-containing protein 14-like. The record is from RefSeq and is a predicted model, not a curated record. Bases 1 to 1023 code for a protein of 340 amino acids. The transcript has 2 exons. NCBI's taxonomy places the organism in Eukaryota, Metazoa, Mollusca, Cephalopoda, Octopoda, Octopodidae.
AUGGGGGAGAUUAAGGUUAUACUAACAGCCAGGAAAACUUUAAUAGAGUUUGACAAUAAACUUUGGGCUAGAAAGGACACACCCAACUUGUUCGAUAUCACAAUGGGAUCGCCGGACUCAGCGGAGGUGACUGAUCUAGUUGGGAUGUAUCUAUUAGAUAACUUUAGUAGGGAAUUCCCUGAAUUGAAAGGUGGAUUAUACAGGGAUGACGCCUUAUUUUGUGUUAGGAAUACAUCAAAUAGGAGAUUAGAUCUUCUGAAAAAAAGAAUAAAUAAAUUUUUUAAAAGCUUCGGCCUAUCCAUUAUCAUUGAAAGUGAAAACUAUUCUGCAAAUUAUUUAGAUGUUAAUUGUAAUAUUACUAAUGGUUUACAUGAACCCUAUAUUAAACCUAAUUCUAACCUAAUAUACAUUAACCGUUCAAGUAAUCACCCCCCUCAAAUUAAAAAUGCACUAGUGAGGAGCAUUAGUCAGAGAAUUUCUAGUUUAUCCUCAAACGAGGAAAUUUUUAACAAACACUGUGAUAGAUACAAUGCAGCAUUGCUUAAGGCAGGAUAUAAAAGUAAGAUUUGGUUUAUACCUAAGGGGAACCCCCCUAAUGGAGGUAGAACUAUCAGGAACAACAUAAAUAGAUUUAGGAUAUUCAACAAUAUGCAUAAGAAUUGUAAAAAUGGAAUAUAUGAUAACACCUAUAAUAAAUGUAGAAGUGAUGUUAACCUUGGAAAGGUGAACGGUAGCUCAAAUAGAUCUAAACAUACGGGUAAUAGUAGGAAUAUUAAUAAUAAUAUACGAAUUAAAACUUAUGGUAGACAUGAUAAUGGUAAAGUUUACUUGCGCAAUAACCAUGGUAAUAUUGAUAUAGAUAGAUAUAACAAUGACAGUGGUAAGAAUAGUAAUCCUAUGAGUUGGUCUACAAAUAGGAUUUUUACAAAUAACAUUAAUUCUAUAGGCAAUCCUAAUUCUGAUAAGGAUACUCUUUGGUUGAUUAUCCCAUAUGCAAUGCAGAUUAAAACAAACAUAAAAUAA